AUGAGGAAAAGAAAAAUCAAUCCGGCAUUCCUUGCGAGCCACGCUGCCGAGGAUCCGCUGGUGGCGGCACCGCCGUCGGGUCCAAGGGGCGUCGAGAUGCAACUCAAGCAGGCGCAAAGGACUGGGCACAUGCGACUCUGCAACAGCGGACUGCGGGCUAUCCCCACCAACGCGUUCCUCAUCCACGAGGUGCGGUUCGGCGAGGACGACCAGUGGUGGGACCGCACCCCCAUCUCUCGCAUCGACCUCACCAACAACGAAAUCGAGGAAAUCUCGACUGCCAAUCUUGCCCAAGAUGAUGAAGCCAAGCCGGCGAAGCGGAAGCACCUCCAGGAACUGUGGACCGAAGUCAACACCUUCUGUGCCGCGCAGAACAAGAUCGUCUCCAUCUCGCCCCAGCUGUUCCAACUCGAAAAUCUCACAACCCUCGACCUCAGCCACAACAAGUUGGCGCGACUGCCAGACGAAGUCGCCAAUGCCCGACAGCUGGUGCAUCUGCUGCUACAGAACAACGAGCUGUGCUGCUUGCCCGAGGCGCUUGGCUGUCUGUCUGCGCUCAGCAACCUCAACCUCGCCCACAACCGACUGGUGGAGCUGCCCGCCACCAUGGCCCUGCUUCCUCGAAUCGAGGUGCUGGACCUCUCUGCCAACAAGCUGACGUCGCUGCCUGCGGAAGCGAGGAACGGUUGGGGCACGCUUCGCGAGCUGGAGCUGCGCGGCAACCAGCUCGCCGGCCUGCCCGCCGUCACCUCCAAAGACCCCACCGCCGGCUGGCCUCUUCUGGCACGUCUCGAUCUGUCGCAGAACCGGCUGCGCGAGCUGCCGUCGGACGUGGCCCUGUUCUACUCUCUGCGAGAGCUCUACGCGGCGAAGAAUCUCCUGCAGUCGCUGCCAGCCGAGCUCAACACGCUCACCUCGCUGGCCAUACUCGACCUCAAGGAGAACAGCCUGACCCACUUCAAGAAGGAGCACUUUAGCAACCUUGCGCUGCAGAUCCUCGACCUGUCCCUGAACAGCCUGAAGACCAUCCCGCCGGCCCUGGGCCGCAUGACUACACUCAAGACGCUGGCCAUCGCCGGCAACCCGCUGAUGGGCUUCAAGCGCGGAGUGAUCGACCAGGGCACCGACGAGAUCCUCAAAUACCUCAGGUUCCGCCUCCCGCCAGACGACCAAGCAAAGCAAACGGCGACGAGCUUUGCGUUGAUCGUCGAGUCGGCCUACAAUGAAAGGAGCCACUCGCUGGACCUCUCGGCCAAAUUCUCGUCACCGUCGAACCUGAGCCUGGCCAAGAACGGCCUCACCGCUCUGCCCGCGCAGAUCGAGGCCUUUGGCCGGCUGCGCAGGCUCGACCUCGGCGACAACAAGCUGACCGCGCUCCCGCUCGAGCUGGGCAAGUGCGUGCUGCUCGAAGAGCUGAUCCUGCAGAAGAACAGUCUCACCGAGAUACCCGCCGUCGUCUUUGAGCUCACCCGCCUCACCGAGCUCGACAUCAGCUUCAACCGGAUCACUGUCCUGCCGCCCGGCAUCGCACAACUGGUCUCCCUCACAAUCCUACGCGCAAGGCAGAACUCCAUCCGAGCCCUCCCCUCUGAGCUGUACAUGCUGCCCAAGCUCGACGUGCUGGAUGUCUUCUUCAACAAGAUCGAGACCCUCGAUGUGGAGCUCACUAAGCUGACCUCCCUCCGAGCGCUCGACCUUGGCUCCAACGACAUCGUCACCGUUCCGCCUCAGCUCGGCCUCAUGACCUCCCUCCGGAGCCUCAACCUGGAGGGGAACCGCAUCCGCGCGAUCCGACCAGCGAUCCUGCAACAGGGCACAUCGUCUCUGCUCGAAUAUCUUCGAAAUCGCAUCCCCACCACGACGACCAACUGA
Messenger RNA from Acanthamoeba castellanii str. Neff, 1872 nucleotides. Its product is annotated as leucine rich repeat domain containing protein. Gene Ontology annotation, molecular function: protein binding. The record is from RefSeq and is a predicted model, not a curated record. The coding region runs from base 1 to 1872 and encodes 623 amino acids. Lineage: Eukaryota; Discosea; Longamoebia; Acanthamoebidae. The transcript is spliced from 9 exons.